This is a messenger RNA of Lates calcarifer (barramundi perch), 3761 nucleotides long. It is a transcript of the gene mmp17a, whose product is annotated as matrix metallopeptidase 17a. Gene Ontology annotation, molecular function: metalloendopeptidase activity; zinc ion binding. The transcript is spliced from 10 exons. Gene Ontology annotation, biological process: extracellular matrix organization; collagen catabolic process; proteolysis. Bases 525 to 2288 code for a protein of 587 amino acids. The record is from RefSeq and is a predicted model, not a curated record. Gene Ontology annotation, cellular component: extracellular matrix. Lineage: Eukaryota; Metazoa; Chordata; Actinopteri; Centropomidae.
GCUUAAAAAGGCGCUGAACUCCCCUCCCCUCUCCCUUCCUCCUUUUCCCUGAACCCUUCGGGCCAAAUACUCAUCCUAUCUCACCGUGUGUGCGUCAACGAGCGAGUGGUCUCUGCUGCUGCUGCUGCUGCUGCUCGGGACAAAACCGCACGCAGCUGCUUUCAUUUUCCACUGCUCGAUCAGGAGGGGAGCUCGCGCUGCCUGCUGCAGGGAUACCACGUCUGAUGGACUUGACAUAGGAUCAAGAAUAUACAUAUCUUUUCCUAUUGCUUAUGACCACUUAGGCGAUAGUUACACGUGCCGAAUUGUUGAAAACAAACUUGUAAAUCCGCCCAUUCCGCCGCAGGUUUUAAUGUGUUUUAUGUGUUUGCGCUCAACAGUGAGGUAGACUUAUUCGGGCAAAUUUUACAGGAGUGUCGGCGUGUGAUUUAUCCCGUGGAUGCGGCUGUCGGGGUCGGUGUUUGAACCCUGCAGGAUCAGCCUGUCGUAGGGCAUCAUGAUUUCUCCUGGUUCUUCACAAGUGGAUGAGGAAUAUUUCUCCGGAGAUGCUGCUGUUGGUGCAGAUACUGUGGUUUUUACCUGUGACUGGAGCGGCUCCUUCUCUGACUACCGAGCAGCUGGACAUGGGGGUGGACUGGCUGAGCAGGUUUGGCUACCUCCCGCCCCCUGACCCAGUGACUGGUCAGCUUCAGACCAAGGAGGCUCUGACCAAGGCCAUCAAAGCCAUGCAGAAGUUUGGAGGGCUGAAGGAGACCGGAGUCUUGGACCAAGCCACACUGGGGCUAAUGAAUACACCCAGAUGUUCUCUGCCAGAUGUGUCUGAGGCUGAGGGGACAAUGGGUCGCAGGAAACGGAGCCUCACUCCUCAGAACAAAUGGAAUAAGAGGCAUCUAUCCUGGAGGGUGAGGACCUUCCCUAAGGAUUCGGCCGUACUGGGCAGGGACACCGUUCGAGCCCUGAUGUACUACGCCUUGAAGGUCUGGAGUGACAUUGCACCACUCAACUUUCACGAGGUGGCUGGCAGCGACGCGGACAUUCAAAUCGACUUCACUAAGGCCGACCACAAUGAUGGAUAUCCCUUUGACGGGCCGGGAGGCACCGUGGCGCACGCAUUUUUCCCCGGAGAGAGGUUCACUGCAGGGGACACGCACUUUGAUGACGAUGAGGCGUGGACAUUCAGAUCUCCAGACUCUCAUGGCAUGGACCUGUUUGCAGUCGCGGUCCAUGAGUUUGGUCAUGCCAUCGGCCUGGUCCACACCUCAGCCAUGGAGUCCAUCAUGAGACCGUACUACCAGGGUCCUGUGGGAGACCCUCUGAAAUAUGACCUACCCUAUGAAGACAAGGUCCGCGUCUGGCAGCUCUACGGUGUCAGAGACUCAGUGUCCCACACAAACCGACCAGGCAACCCCUCCCAGACGGCUGAGCCUCCUGUCCUGCUCGACCUUCCUGAAAAUCGAUCCACUGUCCUGCUGGCGCGAGAUGCCCCAGACAGAUGCUCCAGUCACUUUGAUGCAGUGGCCCAGAUACGAGGAGAGGCCUUCUUUUUCAAAGGGAAGUACUUCUGGCGACUAACUCGAGAGAAGCAUCUGGUUUCUCUGCGUCCCGCUCAGAUCCAUCGCUUCUGGAGGGGUCUCCCAACAAAUCUGGACAGCGUGGAUGCCGUUUAUGAAAGACCCCUAGACCACAAAAUAGUCUUUUUCAAAGGUCUUAAGUACUGGGUAUUUAAAGACAAUAUCGUUGAAGAAGGUUAUCCUCGUCCAAUCAGUGACUUUGGCCUACCCUUGGAAGGCGUGGAUGCAGCCUUUGUUUGGCUCCACAACGACAAAACCUACUUCUUCAAGGACAACCACUACUGGCGCUAUGAUGACCACCUUAGGCGUAUGGACCUGGGCUACCCUAAAGACAGCACGCUUUGGAAGGGGCUGCCAUCACAACUAGAUGACGCCAUGAGAUGGUCUGAUGGCUCGUCCUAUUUCUUCAAGGGGAAGGAGUACUGGCGAGUGCCAGGCAGCGACAUGGAGGCGGAGGCCGGAUACCCCCGCCUCAUCGCCAAGGACUGGCUGCUGUGCACCGAGAUGCAAUCGGACUCUCCGGACACAGAGCCCAAGAGCACGGAGACAAGAGUCAACGUGCACCAUCACCCAGACCAUGCAGAGAAUGGAUACGAGGUGUGCUCCUGCACCUCUGACACCGCCUCACCUUUGGGCGCCCGCCCCUCCCCAUCUCCCCUCUGGCUGCUGCCACCACUCUGGACGUUGUCGCUGGCCCUCCGCUCUGAACUGCUAUGAUGCCAAAGCAUGGGACAAAGUUCCUGAGCUGGUUGGUGGAGGGCCAGCUGACACUCAGUCAAACCGACAACUGGAAUAUUUUGUUCUUAUUAUAUAAUUUGGUAUCUUUUUGCUCUGAUUUUGCUGUUAUUUAUUUUACAUGUCAUUCAGUGGGCACUGCCAACUAAAGUAGUCCUGAUAGGCAUCCACCCACUCACAGUGCUUUACAGAGUUCUACAGAAUGGUCAAACUGCCUCAUCUCUGCAAGGAAAAGGGUAAGUGAUUAUUUCUUCCCAUGAGCAGCAGGUUUACAGCAGCAAUGCCUCAGACACAGAGAGAUGAAAGGCACCUGGUGCAAACAUGUCACAUACUGUUGUCUGUUCUAUAAAAUUACAGUAGAUACCUUAUUAAAGGGGCAUUUCACCACAAUUAGCACAAAAUGUCUUUAAAAGUACCAAAAAAAAAAAAAAAAAAACAUAUUUUCACACUGACCUCUGGAAGUAUCUAGCCAUGCAGAUGGUUCAUUUUUUAUGUAAUAGUUUCUGUCUCCAACCCAAUUCAAUGGAGGUGGAUGGAAUUUUAUUUGUGCUGUUUAAGACAAAAUAACAUUUAAAAAACUUAGCAGCAGUGUGUCUGUGUGAAAACAGCAUCACCGUUCCUCUUGAUGAUCCACAGAACUCAUAGGAACUAUUUUUAUGUCAAACAGUAGUUCCAGUGUACCACAAACAAUUUCUAUUCACCUCCAUUGCAUUGGAUGUUUCAGAAACUUGGGAAAUAAACCCCAAAUUAUGUGCAUUGCAGGAUACCACCACAGGGAAGAGAGAAAAUGUUUUUUGGUUGGUGGGGGUGGGGGGAUGGGGAUUGGGGAACAGACCUGUUGAUAAACCCCUGAUUCCACACACAUAUCCAUCCAUGUUUAAUGUAACUCUGACCUACAUCGACUUAACUGCUUAUGAUAAGCAUGGAUGUCUUGGCUCCAUCUCUUACAGACAGUGUGAAAACUACUUACUGUGAGAACUAGACAGAUGCAUGGAUGAGUAGGUGGAUGGACUCAGCACCAGUUUCCUUGCCUAAAUCCAUCAACUCAUCUCUAAACUGAGGAACUGCUGUUUGUGAAUGUAUUUCCACAGGUUCGUUACUUUCACCUCUGGAAUGGAAGCAUUCCCCGCUCUUGGUUUGGUCUUAUUUUUUGUAUCAAAUUCAGAUAAUAUAAUAUUCCAUGUUUAUUUUACAUUGCUUUGGUCAGGUUAGAGAGUUCAUAGAGCCUUUUUGGGACUGUUGGACAAUUUCCCUCACACCCCAUACUCCUUCUGAAGAGUCACAACAUGGCCCUUGGAUUUAUUCUUGCUGUAAAGAUAUAUUUACCUAUAGACUGAUAUAUUUGAGUUGAAAGGUUCUGCAGUUAUUGCAUAACCAAGUGGACUGUGUAUAUUUUAAGCUGUGUUUUCUAAUGUAAAAUAUUUUUGUAGAAAAAUUAAAAAAAAAUCUGAAUGA